Molecule: messenger RNA, 276 nt
Organism: Vairimorpha ceranae
Lineage: Eukaryota; Fungi; Microsporidia; Nosematidae
Exons: 1
Coding region: 1-276 (91 amino acids)
Source: RefSeq, a predicted model, not a curated record
AUGAACAAAAAAUCAGAAAGUAAAUUAAGUAAGAAAUAUAUAUUUAGUGAAGAUGACUUUUUUAGCUAUGUUGAUUCUUCUGCUUUUAUUUUUUAUAUUUUUUUAACAAUAGGUUCCCUUUUUAGUGCACUGUUUAUUAAUUCACAGUUUGCUAUUUAUGGAUUAAUUCCUCUUUCAUUUUCAAAUAUGGUUGGUUGUUAUCCUUCUGAAAAAUAUAUCUUGUAUGUUGUAGAUAUGACUUAUAUAUUCUAUGGAUUGUUAUUUUACAAAAGAUAA